CGGCUCCGGGUCCACGUGCUCGCCGUGGAGUACAACGGCUACGGCGGCGCCGACGGGUCGGCGACGGUGCGCGACGUCGAGGCCGACGCGGCCGCGGGCUACGACGAGGCCCUGCGCCUCGGCUUCGCGCCCGACCGCGUCGUGCUCUACGGCCAGUCCGUGGGCUCCGGGCCGGCCUGCUGGCUCGCGUCGCGCAAGCCCGUCGCCGGCGUCGUGCUCCACAGCCCCAUCGCGUCGGGCAUCCGCGCGCUCGCGGGCGGCGGCGCGUGCAGCCCCGUCCACGUCUACGCGUGCCUCGACCCCUUCAACAACCUGCGCGAGGUCGCGAAGAUCGACGCGCCCGUCUUCGUCAUCCACGGCACGGCCGACGAGGAGAUCCCCUGCGCCCACGGCCGCAUGCUCGCGGACAGGGCGAAGAUCUCCCACGCGCCCUACUGGGUCGAGGGCGCGGGCCACAACAACCUCCUCGAAAUCGCCCACGAGGACUACUUCCUCCGCCUCGCCGACUUCCUCGCGACGAUCCCCCAGGACGACCCGCCGGGGCCGCCGCGACCCGAGACGAUGAGCGCGUAA
Molecule: messenger RNA, 573 nt
Organism: Aureococcus anophagefferens
Lineage: Eukaryota; Pelagophyceae; Pelagomonadales; Pelagomonadaceae
Exons: 1
Source: RefSeq, a predicted model, not a curated record